Messenger RNA from Trichoderma atroviride IMI 206040, 336 nucleotides. RefSeq lists its product as uncharacterized. The record is from RefSeq and is a predicted model, not a curated record. Lineage: Eukaryota; Fungi; Ascomycota; Sordariomycetes; Hypocreales; Hypocreaceae.
AUGCUCUUCUCACGAGACUUUAUCCCCACUGUCCUGGCCAUGGCCAUGUCUGUGAUGCAUGCUGAGGCCGCCAUCGCAAUUGGAAUUGCCUCGGGCUUCAACGUCAUGUGGGUUGAUGGCGAUGACCCUUGCCGCUGGGACCGAAUCAACGACCAAGGCCAGAACCCGUGCAACGUCCCCCUUGCCAACCCGCUCGACAACGGAUUCAGCUACACGCUGCAGGGCUGCGGCGGCCCUCUGUGGCUGGACAACUCGGAUGGUUCCUUUAACAGCAACUGCCACUCGGCGGUGGCUGACCUCAGCUGCAAUGUGCACCGCACUUACAUCUGCUCUUAG